Messenger RNA from Polistes dominula (European paper wasp), 3591 nucleotides. It is a transcript of the gene gry, whose product is annotated as trafficking protein particle complex subunit 11 gry. Gene Ontology annotation, cellular component: cytoplasm. The record is from RefSeq and is a predicted model, not a curated record. Lineage: Eukaryota; Metazoa; Arthropoda; Insecta; Hymenoptera; Vespidae.
UAAAACAGAGCAUGACACAGAAAUAAAAACUGUAAUGCACUUGUCGUCAUUCGUCGUUGGUAUUUAACGUAAUCUGUUAAAGAGAGUGUAUGUUAGUGUCUCUGUGUUUUAUGUUUAAAAAAAAAAACAAACAAAAGUGAAAUAUUUCAUUAAACGAUCAAAUACAUUUUAUUAUUAAUAGGCAAACAGUGAAUCAAUGAUGUUUGAACUACCAUCAGAAUUAACUACUAAACCAUUAGCUCUUAUCGGUCUAUCUGGCUUAGACAUAACAAAUGCUGUCCACCGAUCAAUUUGGGAUGCAUUUAAUAAUAAUCGAAGACCUGAUGGUACCACUGUUCAAUUUAAAUUAUUAGGACCAAAGCAUGAAUUUCCUACCGUUAAACCAAAGAGAAACUCAUAUGAAUGGUAUAUACCUAAAGGAAUUUUAAAACGUAAUUGGAUGAACAAAUACCUUAAUGAAAUUCCAGCAGUAGUUAUAGUCUUUUAUGAUUUAGAUUGGAAUGAUCCAUUGUGGAAUGAAAAAAAGAUAGAAUGUGCUUCGAGAAUACAAUCACUCAGAGCUGCUUUGGAAGGUAGAAGUACAAAAGUAGCACUUGUAUUGAUACAAUGUGGUGUACCACCUCCUCCAGAUUCUGAAGAUAUAACAGCAACUGAACGAGCAACUGCUUUAUGCGGUGCUUGCGAAUUACCACCUAAUUUACUCUAUGUAUUACCACAUGGAGAUCAUUUAUCAGGAUAUAUAUCCAGACUAGAAACUGCAUUUUAUCAACUGGCACAAACUUUUUAUCAUCAUGAAUAUCGUAUUAUUAGAAGUCAUCGUGAUCAAUUGAAUAAAACUGUUCAUCAAUAUUUGUUUGUACGUCAUCAAUUUAAAAUGGGAUUUUUAAAUGAACUAAAACAAGAUCAACCACAAAAACAUUAUGUACAAGCGUAUCAUAAUCUUUUUGAAAUAAGAAUGGUAGACACUAACGCAUUGGAAAUAAAAACUAUUGCUGGUUUUAUAAAUUAUAAAAUAUGCAAGAUAAUGUUUAGUUUAAAUCUUCCAAAAGAUGCUAUAGCACAAUUUAGACUUCAUACAGAAAGGUUUAAACUAAAAACUGGUCCGAAGGAAUUGAUAUUUGAACAUCAUGCUUGGAUGAGUAACCAGUUUUCAACAUUUGCAGAAUUAUUUGAUGAUGCAAUUCGACAAGGUCUUCCUGCAGUUCAAACUCAACAUCCUGGAUAUUAUUAUCAAUUGGCAGCGCAACAUGCGAGCUUGAGACAAUCUUCAUGUAAAGAAUUAUGUAAAAAUGUAAAUAGUUAUCCAGAUCUAGAUCCAUUAGCUGGGGAAGAAAAACUUGAAUUUUAUGGUCAACGUCCUUGGCGUUCUGGAAAAUUAAAUGUAGAACCACUGGAUACUGUUAAAGAAGCAGCUGCUAUACAAGCAUUACAAUAUAAAGAAAAAACAUCUGUAAAUCAUUCUAUGAUAAUUAUUGGCUUGCUGGGAAAUGCAAUUUCUCAAUUUAAAAUAUAUCGAUGUCCUAGAAUGCGCAGAUCAUUAGUUGUACAAAUGGCUGAAGAAUAUUAUAAUUCACAGGACUAUGGGAAAGUUCUUACAUUAUUGAUGCACAUGUUAUGGGAGUAUCAUGGAGAGAGAUGGCCCGUCUUGCUAACAGAUAUCCUAAAAAAUGCAUUACGAGCUGCAUAUUUGUCUACAAGCAUUCAAGACUACCUCACAUUAUCUUUUGAAGCUUUAGGACCUUCUACGACAUUUACUAAAGAUCAACAAAACAUUGUUUACAACAAUAUUACUAAUAUUCUUGAGAAACGACCACCACAUCCGGAACUUGAUUUACCAGAUGAUUUAAAACGUCUUGCAUUAGAAAAAUGGAAAUUAGAAUUGACUCGACAAGAACCAAUUGUUUUUACAAUUGAUGAUAACAAUAUGGCUUCGUUUAUAGAUGUUAAAGCACAAUUUUUAAAAUCAAGUUAUAUGGUUAAUGAAAAUGUUACUAUUGAAGUAAUUAUAAGAAAUACAUAUUCUGGAAAUAUUGAAUUUUCUAAAGUAUCUGCAACAAUUAAUAGUCCAGUAUUUAAUACAGAAAUUGUAGUUGCCAUUUGUCAACAGAAUAAUGUUGAUCUUGUAUUCUCUGCUAAUGAAAUGAAAAAAUUGUAUGGUGAAUUUGCGGCACCUCCGUUAAGUCAUAAUAGUGAAAUUCAUAUUAAUACAGUCACAUUGUUCAUGGGAAAUGAAAAUCAAUGUUCUAUCAUUUUAAGAUUUCCAGCUGCGGGAAAAGAAACAAAUCUUUUACAUCGUUUAUAUCCUGAAAUACAGUUAUUACAUAGUGGCAAAUUUGAAGCGAUAAAACCAUUGUUAACAACUGAAAUCAAAAGGAAAGAAAAUGAUGUUAAUAUAAAUGCAAAAUCUUAUAAUCCUGCAUUAUUAGGAGAAUGGGUACCUAUUACAAUACAUGUAACUAUUGAAGAUUAUAUUACUGUAACAUCUUUCCAUGUUAGUUUUCAAAUGGAUGGAAACAAUGAACAAUCAACUGAUUUAAGUUUGACAAUGUCGACUAAACAAUCUCAGAUAUCAAUUGAAAUAGAAAAAACAGAAAACAAUAAUAUAAUUGAGAAAAUUGUAUAUAUGCGGGCGCAUAAAGUGGGUACCAGAAAUAUCACCAUAAAAGUAGAAUAUUUAUAUCCAAAUGAUAUAAAAGGAAGUAAAGAAAUGAUACAUUCUAUAUCAGUUUGUAAACCAUUCGAAGUAACUACAAGAUUUUUGACUAAUCUUUUAGAACCAUUAACAAAAGGUUUCAUUCAUGAACCUUUUAUUGUCAUGCCACAUAUUUCAUGUACAUCACCUUGUCCAAUUAAAAUUCUUCAUACUUCAAUCGAGUUGGGAGAUUUAAUAAAAAAGGAAAAUAAUCAAAAUGAAAAUAGUAUAUUAGCAGGAACUGUACUUUCUGAUGGUGAAGCUGGUACCGAUGCAUAUUGUUUAAUAGCUAAAGCUGGUAGUGAACAACCUGUCAGUAUAGGAGUAUAUACUAUUAAAUGGAUACGUGCAAAUGAUGAAAAUGCAUCAGAAACUAGUAGUAGUGUAACAUUAGCUCCAUUGUGGAUAGAAGAUGCAGUUAUUAGUUUAGAAGCUAAAUUACCAGCUCAUGGUUGGGUAUGCACACCACUGUAUAUAUCAUAUAUUAUACAAAAUCAUUCCGAUCAUUUGAUCACGUUACGUUUAACAAUGGAGGCUAGUGAAGCAUUUAUGUUUGCUGGACAAAAGGAGGUUGACAUUUAUAUUCUUCCAAAGAAUGAAAGAAGAGUUGAAUGGAUUUUACGUCCACUUGUAGCUGGACUUGUUGCAUUACCAAUAUUAUCUUUAACUGUACCUGCCGAUGAAGAACAUAAAUUAAGUAAAGGACGUCUUUCAGAAGUGCUGGAACGUUCAUUGCCAAGUCAUAUUUAUAUAUUGCCAAAAUCUCAAUCUAUAGAUGAUUAAACAUGACAUUAUUUAUUUAGACAUCAUGGAUAUAGUUUACACAUUAAUUGUGUAUUACAAAUUUGUGUUGGAUAUCAUUUUUAAAUGAUAAUUUUAUAUUUUAAUGAUAAAAAAAA